AUGACCAGCAACCCUGGUCCCAACAUCCCACACCAGCCUGCAGUGGAUAUUGAACACCCUCAAGAGUUCAAAACGGAAUUUCACCCUCGUAGUGGCCGUGAAACGCUCUAUCAAAGGUUCGAGGAGUUCAGCGUCACCCCAGAGACACAAGUGCCUCCUGUAGAUGAAGUACCUUGGCGCCCAUUCCAAUCGCGUGGAGAUUUCAAGUUCUCUGAAAUCGUGCUUGAUGCUGCUCUCAACAAGGGUCAGGUCGACAGGCUUCUCAGUCUUAUUGCUCGCAUAGUGCAGGGUGACACUCAGGUAACACUGAAAAAUGAGGCCGACCUUUGCACAGCAUUAGAUAAUGCUGCGGCUGAGUUGAUGCCGUUUACCAAGCAUGAAAUCAAGGUACUGUACAAGAAGGAGCAACAAGUUUUUGAGGUACACGCGAGGCCGUUAUGGGACUGGGCCCUUGACCUUUUGGAUAACCCACUACUCGCACCGCAUUUUGUUUGGGAUGCGCAGCACGUCUACAAACACAAUGACACGGACUUUGAGUGCUUUUUCAAUGAACUGUGGACAGGUGAUCAGUGGUGUGAAAUCCAAUCCCGUCUUCCGUCAAACCUUGACAAUACUGCCCCCUUUUGCUUCAUACUGUAUGCAGACAAGACUAAGCUGUCUUCGCAUGGCACUGUGAAAGGAUAUCCGGUCAUGGCUCGCUGUGCGAAUUUACCCGGGAUUGGCGGUGGUCGGGUUGUUGGUUGGCUACCAAUUAUUGACGAAGAAGCGUCCGAACACGGGAAACCAGGAUACAUCAACCUUAAGCGUGUCAUAUGGCAUGAAGCAUUCGCCAAGCUUCUCGUCAACCUUGAGCAAUAUUCAAAGACUGGAUAUUUGUAUAUGUGCUACAACAAAAUAAUGCGCUGGUUAUUCCCUGUAAUACUAAUACUUUCUGCAGACUACGAAGAACAUGUGCAAUGCAAGUGCCCGUGCCCCGUGUGCCUCGUACCACAUGAAGAACUUUCUGACUUGUCCAAGACAUUUGCAAUCAGGUCUGCAAAAGAUGUGCAGGCUGCACUUGAUGUUUACAGAUGCAGCAAAACUCAAGGCGAGGAGCUUUUAAAGGCACUAGGAUUACGUGCAGUCACUAACAUCCUCUGGCUUAUCGAGCACUCUGACCCUCAUGAUGCAAUGAGCAUUGACAGGUUGCAUACAGUGCAUGGCGGUAUGGGAGGGAAGCAUUUGUUGGGCGAGUUAAAGAUAAUCCUUGGUGAUGUCAGACAUGAAGCCCUAGCGGCAGUUGAGAAAUUAUAUGCUUGGCUAACUAUUGUAAAGCAAGUGUUCUACGCAGCGCUCCCUGUUUUGACACACAGAGCUAGUCCAGAAGGCUAUCGCCUUCUUCAGCGAACACUUGCAAUGUUAGAUGCUGAAUUCCUUGUCUUUGAUGCUGCUCUCAAGGACUAUGUGGAAUACGCUAUGACUUCCUCUGUUGAAGGUCUCAAGACAGACUGGAACUUCCCAAAGACACAUCUUUGGACUCACGCACGGUGGGAUAUCAUAAGGAAAGGUGUGGCAUGUAAUUUUAGUACACGCCCUAAUGAGAAGCUCCAUGGCCCCCUGAAAGCGGCCUAUCUUUUUCACUCAAACGGAAAAGAUGUUGCUAAACAGAUCCUUCGACAUGUGGACACACUUGAUGAACAGUGUUGCCUGCAGGCCUUGGGUGAUGCCGCAGAUGGUGAUGACAUUGGCCACAUCGCCUUCGAUGGACACAUCAAGCUCAGUUCUCCUCAAAAUUGCUCUACUAUCCAGGAUAUUGAGAUGAGGCUGGGCAUCCAAGAUCGAGCGUUUCAAGGCUUCCACAGGAAAUUUUCUGAUUUCGUCAACACAUUGCUGCCAACUUAUGGGUACCAGUUGACAAGAUGGGUGACCAUUCUGGCUGAUUUCCAGAUCUACGAGCAUCGCUACCUCAAGGUCAAUUAUGAGAAUACUGUUGACUGGAGGCAGUCAACAUACCACCUCUGGUGCAAUCCGUCAUUCCAUGGACACCCACGCUUUGACUGUGCACUCAUACAGCUUACCACAGAAAGGGCCAUCUUUGUUCGGCUCAUACUAAUGUUUAAAUGCGAAAUUCCAGAUGUCGGCGCUUUCCAAUUCACACUUGUUCAGCCUUAUACUGCUGGCAUUGUUGGUGGUUCUCGCAGGAUCGACCAAGACCUGAGGCUUACUCAGGUCAAAGCUGUUCCGAGAGCUGAUUUGAUUAUCGUCCCACUCAAGUCCUUCAUUCGAGGAGCCCUUUUGUCCCCCGAUCCUCAACACCAAGGUGAGUAUUUGGUUGUCGAGCAUGUUGAUAGUGACAUGUUCCUCCAUAUGAAGGUGUGGGCACGUUGA
This is a messenger RNA of Suillus paluster, 2367 nucleotides long. RefSeq lists its product as uncharacterized. Lineage: Eukaryota; Fungi; Basidiomycota; Agaricomycetes; Boletales; Suillaceae. The coding region runs from base 1 to 2367 and encodes 788 amino acids. The transcript is spliced from 13 exons. The record is from RefSeq and is a predicted model, not a curated record.